Messenger RNA from Penicillium arizonense, 939 nucleotides. RefSeq lists its product as uncharacterized. Lineage: Eukaryota; Fungi; Ascomycota; Eurotiomycetes; Eurotiales; Aspergillaceae. The record is from RefSeq and is a predicted model, not a curated record. Gene Ontology annotation, molecular function: oxidoreductase activity. The transcript has 5 exons. The coding region runs from base 1 to 939 and encodes 312 amino acids.
AUGUCCUCCUCACAGCAAGUCGCCCUCAUAAUGGGCGCCUCACGCGGCAUCGGCCGCCAAAUCGCCAUCGACCUAGCAAAGAAUGGCUACUCGGUAAUGCUGGCGGCGAAAACCACAUCAGACGCAUCAAGCGUGGUCCCCUUCCCCCCAGACCCAAACUCCUCAAAGUCAACAAUUAACACCGUAGAGCGGGAAAUCCGCGAAGCGGGCGGCCGCGCCGCAACCGUUGCCGUUGAUGUACGCGACGCCGAACAGAUUCAACAUGCCGUUGAAGAGACAGUCCGCGUAUUCGGCAAGCUAGACGUCCUGGUGUAUAACUCUGGGGCGAUCUGGUGGUCGUCUGUGGAGAACACGCCUCUUAAGCGGUUCCGACUUAUGCAGCAGGUUAAUCCAGAGGGGCUAUAUGCCACUGUUCAGGCUGCCUUGCCUUUCUUUGAGAAGAAUGGGUGGAAUGGAAGGGUUGUUGUUGUUUCGCCGCCUAUCUAUUCGAGGUUCUUCCGGGGAAAGACGGCUUAUGCUAUGGGCAAGGUCGGAAUGAGCGUUUUGGUCAAAGGUCUGGCCAUGGAUUUUGUUCGUCAAGGCCGGAAUGAAAUGGCGGUGACGAGUAUCUGGCCUGCAUCGUCUAUUGAGUCGGCAGCUACGGAGCAUAACAAGGCAGCUGAUCAAUCCUACAAGAAGGAUUUGAGAAAGCCUGCCAUUUUCUCCGAUGCUAUAUUGGCUAUGCUCCGCGCCCCACAUAGUGUAGUCAAUGGGCUUUUGGACACAGACGAGGACUUCCUUCGUGAAAAGUGCGGUGUUUCUGACUUUUCCAAAUACUCUGUGGUCCCCGGGUCCACGCCGCGGCGGAUCAUGCCGGUUAAGUUCCCGGUCUUGGAGGUUGCAGAGCAGGAUGAUGAAGGGCAGCGGAUGGAUAGUACCAAAUUGAGAGCGAAGAUAUAG